AUUUCAAGCUCUACUAUUUUGUAAACGUUUGAGAUUUGUUCAUUGCAGUAGAAACUCAGAGGAGAAUCCGUUUUUUUAGCAGGCUCUGGUUAAGUUUUCAAGAAUCUUCGGUUUGCGAGUUAGUGCAACGGAAAGAAAAUUUUGUAGUUAGUGUUCACUAUCGGCUCUUCCAUCCACCACGAUUCCAGGUCGUGCAUCGUAGUUAUUGUAUCUUGUCUCUUGUAUUUUUUAGUUGGUUCCGUGGUAGUUUCGUGUGUUUCUGGACGUUCGUUAUCUCUUUUUCGAAAUGCGAAAUUGUUAUUUUCCGUUCCGUCUGGUGUAGUGUAUAUGUCUUUACCACUUGGUUGAGAUCUACCGUGCAAAGCGUCACCGACAGACUGAAUAAUUAACAUGGAAAUUAUAUACAAGUAUGUGAAUUUGCCAACUGUGAAUUCUGAAGUUGAAGUAUGUGCAAUUUGAGCUGUUUAUUGACAUAUGAUUAUAAUUUUUUUGAGUUGAUGAUUAUCUGCUCUCUUCUGUAGAUGGUUUGUAAAGUAAUUCAGAUAUUUAGAUCGAUAGGAUCAGUAUGAUAUGGCUUUCUGAGUCAGUAUCCUGUCUGCGACUCUGUAUGGAAUUUAUUUAUGAGAAAGAUUGAAUCAUGGCAUCCUGCUGCGUUUGGUUUGAUAAAAUGACUGCUUGUUUUACUCAUCGUGGUUGGCGUAUUCAUCGACCGAAGGCAUCUGAACUGGAGUGUCAUGCUAUCAAAGCCAGUCUUAAACUUUUGCUACACUCAUUAACUUUUUAGGGAAUUUUUUCUGGGUUGUUUGGGCAAUAAAGUAAAGUCUUUAGAGUUCACAAUAGUGCCUUGGUUUGUAUCAGUCAAAUGUAAACUCUUUAUCAGUGUAUGAUUAUUGAAGCAAAGACUGAAUUCAUGAUGAUUUUUCUGGUUUGACUCGGCUGAUAAUCUUGCCUGUGCAAAUUUUCAAGCUAUGCGCAAAUUUCAAACUGUAAUCUAUGUCUGCUUCACAUUCACCAAAGAUUUCUGGUCCAUUUCUAGAGGCAGUUCAAGUUACUUGUAGCUUAUAGCUAGAGUUUCAGGGGAGCGCACUGUCAAACGAUUGAGGCUGUCAAAGGCUCUCACCAUUCCUGAUGGCACCACUGUGGCGGAUGCCUGUCGUCGUAUGGCCACUCGACGGGUGGACGCAGCCUUGCUUACUGAUUCUAAUGCGCUUCUUUGUGGUAUCAUCACGGAUAAGGAUGUGGCGAUUAGAAUCAUUGCAGAAGGAUUGAAGCCGGAAGAGACAUCUGUAUCAAAAGUGAUGACAAGGAAUCCUACUUUUGUAAUGGGCGACACUCUAGCUGUCGAAGCUCUACAGAAGAUGGUGCAAGGAAGAUUUAGGCACUUGCCUGUGGUGGAGCAUGGGGAGGUUGUUGCACUGUUAGACAUAACGAAGUGUCUGUACGAUGUUAUUGCUCGCAUAGAGCGGGCUGCUGAGAAGGGCAAUGCUCUCGCAGCUGCUGUGGAAUCUGUUGAGCGUGAGUGGAGUGUUAAGGGUUCAGAUGAAUCAAAUUUUAUUCAGAAUUUGCGUGAUCGAAUGUUAAGACCAACUCUACGAUCCUUGAUUGCUGAAGUGGCGAGUGUGCCUACGUGUUCACCAUCUGAAACAGUCACGGUUGCAUCAAAGAAAAUGAAAGAGCAGCAGAUGAAUUCAGUGAUUAUCACUUCGUCCUGCAGCAAACCGAUUGGAAUCCUCACCUCAAAGGAUGUCUUGAUGAGAGUUGUUGCUCAAGGCUUACAUCCUGAGACGACCACUUUGGAUAAGGUCAUGACACCCAAUCCUGAGUGUGCUGGUUUUGAUACCACCCUUGUGGAUGCGCUUCAUAUCAUGCAUGAUGGCAAAUUCCUCCAUCUUCCAGUUACAGAUCAUGAUGGGUUUGUGGUGACAUGCUUGGAUGUCUUACAGCUCACACAUGGAGCUGUAGCGACUGCUAGAGGUGCUGGUAGUGGAGGUCAGGAUAUGGCAACAACGAUGCUACAGAGGUUCUGGGACUCUGCUUUAGCUCUAGAACCAGCUAAAGAGGGUGACGAUUCUCACAUUGAUACCUCUGAACGCCAAUCUGAUGUCUUUUCGGAAAGAAAGUGUGGCUAUCCGACCUUUGGGCCUGGCAAUACAUUCGCUUUCAAAUUGAAAGUAAAUUCUCAUAAUGGAAAGGUUGGCCACUACCGAUUCAACUGUGGUUCUGAGAGUUUGAAAAAUCUCAUGACUAUGAUUGUACAACGUGUUGGUGAUGAUAUAGAUCGAACUCAUCUUCCUCUACUUAUGUAUGUUGAUGAUGAAGGUGAUGAAGUGUUACUUGCCACCGACUCUGAUCUCGUGGCUGCUGUCAAUUUUGCUCGCAUUAGUGGGUGGAAGGCUUUGACACUUCAUCUAGAAGAAAUCCGAAUCAGGAAGGCUAUUUCUGCGAACCGAACUUCAUCAGUGAAGAACAGCAAGGGCUGGUCUACACUACAUGCUUCAUUUUUGGUUUGCACAGUGGCAGUUGCACUCAGUGUGGUCUUUUAUAUCCAUCGUACCAACACUUAGCACCCAAACUGAAGGUUAUGCAGAAUUAGGUUCAUCUGCUCAGAAGAGAGAUAGAAAAGACUUGAGUAUUAGUGUGCAUUUCUACGAGUUUGCAAGAGUACAAUAGAGGUUUAGGUGAGAACUUAAGUUUUGGAUGGGGAAGAAUUUAAUUUUGAUUGUGGAUUAACUUUAACAACAGAUAGCAUCUUCUGUUCCUAGUCUUGGUGAUCUUCCAGGUCAUUACUACCAUGGCUCAUAGACCACAAACCAAUAGUCAAAAGAGUAACUUGGACACAAACAAUCUUUUGACUAUUGGUUUAUAUAACCAGAAGUCAAAAGUACUUGUUUGCACAACCAGAAGUACAUGAGGUCUACUUUCUAUUCUAAUCACAAGUUCACCAAUUUUUUUUUA
Messenger RNA from Physcomitrium patens, 2955 nucleotides. NCBI's taxonomy places the organism in Eukaryota, Viridiplantae, Streptophyta, Bryopsida, Funariales, Funariaceae. The record is from RefSeq and is a predicted model, not a curated record.